AGCAGAGAAAUAGCGUUGAGGACGGCCACGGGAUUUUAAUAAGAAACAAAUUAAGAAGCCCGCUCGCAGCCGUGCAAAAGAGUUAAAACCCUUGCGUUAAAUGUGAUCCCGUAACAGCGUCGAUCGGUGUGUGUGGUUCGCGGUUUUCUGCCGCCCCCGAUUGUGUUGUUUUUGUGCCGGCCGCACUCGAAACCGAGCUGAAAGCCCAAAAAAAUUGCUACCUUGCAACUGGGACGAGAGUCGACGGGUCGCGACCAGCAAAAGUGAUAAUUAAUCGUGGCCAAGCGGAUGCAGUUGCAAAGUCGGCCGAGUGGCGCAACUAUGAUAGAAUUUGUUUACAUUGAUAAGCGUUGUUUUUCUAAAAGAUUUUUGAUGCAUUUGCCGCUUCUAUUACCGAUUGUGUAGUGGUUGAUUUUUUGGUGUACGUGCAGAAAACAGAAACAGACAUCCCAGCAGUAAAAUACAAGAAGAAGAGAGAACACUGGUAGAAGGAGGAGGAGGAGCGACGGCGACGUUCCCGUUGUUUUUGUUUGGCUGCGUGACACAAAGAGAACCACAGAGAGAAGGGGCGCCGAGAAAGAGAGGCAGAAUCGGAACACGCGCUCGCAAAAGGGCGGGAAGGCUAGGUGACAGGCUGGACCGCGGUAUUCCUCCGACCCACGACCCCAACGAUUAACACGGAAAUGUCGAGGGGGACCGAGCACAAACGCGUCUCCCUCACAUCUGUCAUCCAGAGCGAGGCGGUGUUUUCGCGGUUCGGCAGCAACUUCCUGGAACCGGAGGUACCCGCGGCGAUCGGCAACAGCGGUAACAAGCCGGUCAAGACCGCGAAAAGCAUUCGCAUCAAGCUAGAACUAUUUGAAAGUGAUUCAAACAAAUAUCCUGAGUUUAAUUACUCUCGGCUUUUGUACUUGGAGAAGAAAAAAGCGAAGAAACUGAAGCAGGUGAACACGUGUAUUGGACCUGGCACCGAUCCCUUUGCCGACAACGACGACGAUGUGGCACGAAUCGUCAAAGAGCUGGAGGCCAAGUAUGGCAAUUCCUACGCCACCGGAAGGGGCAAGAGCAAAAAGGACGAAUACCGGGACAUUGGAAUGGGAUACGACGAGUCAGACUCCUUCAUUGAUAACACGGAAGCUUACGACGAGGUCAUACCAGAGGAAACGGAGACCCAGGAGGGCGGUUUCUUUAUCAACAAGGGUAUUGUGACGCUGAAGAGUAAUAAGAAGUCCUAUACCACACGAACGGAUGCCAUCAUCAAAAUGCCGGAACGAUCACGCAAGCGAAUUGUUGCCUCUGAAAGCUCAUCCUCAUCAUCGUCCGACGAUGAUGAUGAAAACGACAACGAUGUCGAAGGCGAGGACGAGGGAGAGGAGGAGGAAAGUGAUUCUGAGGAGGAUGACGAAAGCGAUUCCGAGGAGGAUGAUUCCGAUAGUGAAAGCCUUGAUGACGGGGACUCCGCUGCCACUGUCAAGUACACCAGCAAGUACAAAGACAAACAUCCUGCCAAACGGCCAAAAGUCAUUGUCACUGGCAAGCCGAAGUCUAGCUCCAGUUCGAGUAUCGGCAGCAAGAAGCUACACAAAAAGCCGACGGUCACGUCCUCAUCCUCGAAUUCGCCAAGACCAAUUGUUAUUGAUAACUCGGAUACGGACGAGCGGCAUAGUCAAAUCCCGGGUCCGAUUCAGUCACAGGCCCAGGCCCAGGCUCAAGCACUUAAGAAGGUGGUGAAAACGACGACAGUGAAGGAUAUGCUAAAGGCCAAGCGAGAUAGCUUUCUUAAAUCGCAGAGCAGCCCGGCUGCAGUUAAGAGCGUCGUCAACGGCGAAUUGAAGUGCAUCUCAACGGACGUAGAAUCCUCUAGCGGCAGCAGCGACACAGACACGGGAACGGAGCAAGGAAGAGCCGACAAGCGGGAAACCAAACAGGACAAAGAGGGACCGGAAAAUCUCCGUUCCGCCGACACCCUGCUUCCGGCCACUCUGGAUACGGACACCUUGGGUGCGAUCAAUAGCUUCAAGGACGAAGUCAGAAGUCGAGACAUGUGCGGCAAGAAGUUCAGUUUGGAUGACAAACUCACCCCACUGCUGCUCAAGGUUUACGAGGCAGUACUAUGCACGGAUCGGAAUGAACGCAAUAUGGUGUUUUCCCACAUAGAGUAUCAGCUGCAGCUUCCUAAGUACUAUAUCCUGCGGAAGGGAAAGGCGGUCCGGGCCAAGGAGGAGAAGAAUAAGACCAGAAAAUCGCUCGAGAAGCUCCGCCAGGCUGUGGCCGUGAUCAUGCCCAAGGCGAUAGCGAACUACGAAGUGGAAUUGCGGAAUUUUGCAGAGCAUGUGGCGGCAGACGUAAACUCCGAGCUGCCACCGAAGAUGCCGCGCAAGAAGUUCCAGUGGACCAGCGAGCUGCGUCAACUGCUAUACGAUGUAUAUCAGGCGCGAUGGACCUCCUAUGCCGUGUUGGCUAAACGAAAGGACUCGCUGGAAGAGUUCAUCAACGGUUAUCUGAAGGUCAAGGUAGUUGAUAUCUGGCCAUCAGGCUGGAUGCGGUACGACGAGCUCCAGCGGGAGAUCACACGCCAAAAGAACGCCAGUAGAAAAUCCAAGGAAAAGACAAAGGCUUUAACGGCUGGGGCAUCGUCGAUUAGGCCAGCACCUGCUCUUGAGCAACAGCAACAGGCUAGCAACUACCCCAAGCCAGUAGAGGAGCCCCGAUCGCGUGGAAAUUCCGACACUGACUCUGCCACAAGUGCCUCUUCCAACAGCCUGAAGCGCAAGCUACAGGAUCAGGUCAAGGCAACGUGCAAGCCGCCCAAAAAGAAGAUGGCCAAGCAAGUUCCACAGCAAUCGCAACAGUUGUCGCCUCAACCACAAUUCCAGCUGACGCCGACUGCCACGGCGGCGGUCAGUGUGCCAGCCAUCAAUAACAACCACCUGCCGCCCCAUCUGGAUACGUUGCUCUCCAUGCCCAGCACUUCGGCCCAGGCAGCUGCCCUAAAUGCCGCUGCCGUUGCAUCUGCCAGUUCUGUUUUGGACCUGGCUUCGCCCAACCGGAAGGCUGCGAAAGUGGCCUCUCCUCAGAACAACUUCAUCAAGGUGAUCUCGCCAGCCACCCUAGCACCCAAUGGAACUUCUAGGCAAAGUCCCAUCGCUGGACAGACCAAAGUGAUCGUGGGAGUGCGGCCCUCUGCACAUGUGAUCAAUCUUGAUGACUACCAAUGCCCCAGCGAAAUCCUGCAAACGUCCAAGCAGCUGGCUGCCACCAGCGUCAUUACCUCCACAUCCAAAGCGGCCCAGACGACGCCAGUUAGCAGGGUUAGCAGGGACAGCAGUAGUGAGUCCGACGGCGUUGAGUUUGUGGGCGUUUAUCCGGCGUGGAAACCUACGCAAAAUGUUUCGCCCAAGGUCAAGGCGAAGACCCAAAGGAAGUCUUUGGGAGCCUCUGGUAAUAUCGGCUUCAGCAAUAAGAACAUGUAUGUCUACAACAAUAACAACAGAGGAGGGAACUUGAGCGGACCCAUGUUCGAUCUCUCCUCCGAGUCGCAAAUCAUAAAGGCCAUGUCGGAUCUAAAGGCGCUGGAAAAGACAAUGAAGUGGCCCACACAGUCCAUCUUCUCGCCAAGCAGCGUUAAGGGUGGCGGCGGCGGCGGUGCAAUGGGAUCCCCCGGCACUGGAUCCUCGUCGCGCCAAUGACAAUCGGCCCCGGCCGCACAGCAGCCAACACCGGCUGCCGUGACGGCUUUCUACAAUCAUGACCAGGCGAUGGCCGCUGCGCUAGUGCUCUCCUCCUUGAGUGUUGCGCCACGUUAUGACCUGCUGACCAACGGAGCUAUGUCCGGGCAAGGCGCCCACGUGGCCGCAUCUGCCAACACACUGCCACAAGUAUUUGUAAAGCCCAGCCUGCCGCAACCAACAGUCGCUGUUGAUAGCGCGGUAACCGCUCCUGGAGCCGCUCCCCCGCCCACACAUACACUGCCCACAAAGUUUAUAUAGUUUAGGUCACUCAGCCCGCUACCGGGUGGACUAUAAUCUAAGGUUCUAGGGCAUACACGUAGGUUUCAUAAGUCGUCAGUCACUCAGUCAGUCAAUCGUGUUCUAUGCGCAGGGCCGUCUCUGCUUUCCAAUCAUUUAUAAAAGUUCAUUACUGUUUUUUUAUCAUUAUGUCGUUUAAUUCUUAAGUUCAUGUGGUUUGCA
Messenger RNA from Drosophila serrata, 4190 nucleotides. RefSeq names its product yemanuclein (gene yem). Gene Ontology annotation, biological process: chromatin organization. The record is from RefSeq and is a predicted model, not a curated record. Gene Ontology annotation, cellular component: nucleus. Lineage: Eukaryota; Metazoa; Arthropoda; Insecta; Diptera; Drosophilidae.